UUGAGUUAUAAUAAUAAAAAUAUGAAAUCAUUAUUAUUCAGCAGCGAUACGGACGAACCUGAGGAUCAAAGAGAAGGAAAGUGAGUAACUUCUGGAUGCCAUGCUGGAAAAGUAUUGUCUUUUGUUUUGCUAUCUCUUUAUGGACUCUCUUUAAUAAUCUAUACCUCGAUAAUGAUCUAUAAACUAAAGAAAUAUCAUGCGCUCAGGAGGGUUAUCAAUUUCUACAUGUAUAUUGGAAUAUAUCUGAUCUUGGGAGUGCGCAUAGCUUCCGUCCUAUGGCUCAUUUUGUAUGAUGACCUCCAUAGUUACAUUGAAGUUGUCUCAAUCUCAAGCUUUUUAUUAUGAAAUACUGCUACUUUAAUAAUUUGGGCCAGGAAAUGAGUCCUUUUCAGGUUCGAAGAAUCAAGUGAGUAUUAUUCCAAAAUCAAAUGCUUCUCUCAUAUUUUUGCAGCAGGAAUGGUAGCUCUGGUAGCUAUUAGCCAGUCUCUUGGAAUCAUACUUGACAUUCAUACCUACAUUAACACAUCACUGGAAGUAAUCUUUGUAGUCAUAAACCUAUAUUUAACCUGGAAAAUAGUUAAAUAUUUCACAAUUUUUGAUUUCAAUGAGACAAAGGCUAUCUGAAAGUGGGUUUUGAUUCUCACAGCUAGUAUUUUGACUUCUUACAUUGCUAGAAUCUGAAUAAAUAUAUUCGGGUUUGUGACAAACUACAACCUCCUCGUGACUGGAGUUAACUUAAAUGGCAAAAGCAAGAUGGUCCACUUUUCUAUCAUAAUACUGAUAGAAUACAUUCCAAUCCUAGUUUGGAUCCUCUAUAUAUUCUUCACAAAAGGAGAAAUCGAGAGAACCCUAAGCGUUAGCGUGAAGAGCUACGAAAGAAGCUAUGCAUAUCAGAAGCUAGAGAUCGGGGGAACUGUCUCAGGAAACAGUAGCGGAAGUAGGAACACUAAAUUCUCAGAAAUACUAGAAGGUUUCUAAGAAGCUUGAAGAGAAUUCUUACCACAAAGGUGCAAACUAACCCAAGAUAAAAAUCUUUAUCAUGUAAUA
This is a messenger RNA of Moneuplotes crassus, 1047 nucleotides long. The record is from the annotation of a GenBank genome assembly. Lineage: Eukaryota; Ciliophora; Spirotrichea; Euplotida; Euplotidae.